Messenger RNA from Annulohypoxylon truncatum, 1897 nucleotides. RefSeq lists its product as uncharacterized. The transcript is spliced from 3 exons. Gene Ontology annotation, molecular function: oxidoreductase activity, acting on CH-OH group of donors; flavin adenine dinucleotide binding. NCBI's taxonomy places the organism in Eukaryota, Fungi, Ascomycota, Sordariomycetes, Xylariales, Hypoxylaceae. The annotation marks the transcript as partial. The record is from RefSeq and is a predicted model, not a curated record.
UGGACUACGAGAAACGACUCAUCCAAAGGCCCGAUACAAGCCUCCUUUCCGGGGGACAUUUCUCAUCCUAUCCGAAGGGCUUGGUCGGAAGCUUUUAAAAGCAAUGGAUACUAUAUGCCAGCUGACCCCUUUCUUGGGGCCUCUAUUGGAGGCUUUAGUACUACGGCCAGUAUCCAUCCGGAAACUAAGGAGCGAAGCUAUGCUGCGUCAGCAUACUACACUCCUGUUAAGUAUCGAGAAAACUUGCAUGUCUAUACAAAUGCCUUAGCCGAGAAAAUUCUCAUCGAUGGCAGCCAGCAACCGAGAGCUUACGGGGUUCAAUACAAGCAGAACAAUAAGACGAAGACUGCUAUCGCAGCUAAAGAGGUGAUACUGGCAGCCGGCGCCUUGCAGUCUCCAAAGCUGCUGGAACUCUCUGGCAUAGGCAACCCGAAGAUACUUGAGAAACAUAAUAUUCAGGUUAUCAAGGAUCUACCCCAGGUCGGCGAAAAUCUUCAAGACCACCUCGGCUGUUACGUAAGCUACGAGGCAGUAGACGAUAUUGAUACACUCGACGAUCUAGUACGACACGAUCCUGAAGCGCUAGGAAAAGCCAUGAAAGACUAUGCAACUGACAGAUCAGGCAUGCUUGGCUCUCUUGGUGUUUAUUCAUACGCAUAUAUGCCUUUAGUUCAAUCUUUUUCUGGCAAGGGUCAUGAUACGCUAAAAGAACUGCUCGAUCAAUACCGACCAGUCUCGGGGAAACAGCCCGACCAAGCCCAGGCCAGUAUCUACUACGAUAUCGCAGAGAAGACACUUCUCAACCCAAAGGAACCAUCGGGAACCUUUCUCGCCGCAAUCUCGCAACCGCCAACCCCAAUGGAACCCAACUCGAGCUCGACAGGUCCUCUGAAUGGCAAAUAUAUCACGUUUAGCGUAAUGCUUUCGCAGCCCCUUUCACGUGGGAGUGUGCAUAUUAGUUCAGACCAUAUUUCUGCGCCGCCGACCAUCAACCCCAACUAUUUAUCAAAUCCCCUUGACCUUGAGAUAUAUGCGCGCCAUGUACAAUACAUCGAAACUAUAGCCACAUCACCCGCGUUCGACAAGCUACUUAAACAGCCACUUCGUAGCAGUAGUCCUUCGUUUGAUAUGAGUAGCUUGGACGCAGCCAAGAACUAUGUACAAUCAAGUGCAGCAUCGGUAUGGCAUGUCUGUGGCAGUUGUGCCAUGCUGCCCAAGGACAAGGGUGGUAUUGUGGAUACGCGACUAGGGGUCUACGGAGUAGAGAACCUGCGCGUAGUAGAUGCGAGUGCCAUUCCGCUAAUCAGCACGGCAAGCCUGCAGACUACCGUAUACGCCUUCGCGGAACGGGCCGCGGACUUGAUUAAGGAGAUACAUGGGUUGAAAUGAUGAGAAAUGGGCGUACAACGGGGAUAAUUCGGAGUUGAUGGAGUCCAGGUUUAUAUACCUAAAUGCCCAAUCAAGGCAAUCUAUGAAGCUAAAUCAAAGAUUUUACGUACCUGUUCCUAGUAUCAAUCUGACCCUUUACUCUAAGUAUCAUCAUGGGCCUACCCACUAGCGAGGACCUAUUCAGCAGGCAUAGCCACCAGAUGAAGUCAAUAUUUUCCUCUGAAGUUGAUAAAGUUGUUAAACUGAUUACUGAGAUGAUGGUAAGUCAAAUAACUCAUUUGUUCUCACCUGCCAGGGAAAGAUACAUGGCCGCAUCAGGUAUAACCUAAAAUUCGAAGUCGCAAAGACAAAAAGCGAACAUUUACGAAGAGGAUACCUAUCCUUUCGCAUACUAAGAAAAGACGGGAUAUAUGUAUAAACCUACCUCUGUAUGCGUUGCUUAGAGACAUGUCAAGGCGGCAAGGCAGACUGACUUUUAUUUCAGACGAAGCUUGAGAGUAACACCCCC